Geodia barretti is the source of this 258-nucleotide messenger RNA. The record is from the annotation of a GenBank genome assembly. NCBI's taxonomy places the organism in Eukaryota, Metazoa, Porifera, Demospongiae, Tetractinellida, Geodiidae.
AGGAUUGACGAGUGCCACAGACCAGUGAGACUGAGGAAGGUGGUACUCAGUUACCCCAGCUCCACCUCUGACUUCAAGUUCAACCUCUCCCUCAACUACCGUCUCAGUAGCGUCAUCCACACUUACAGCGACCAGAAACCUUGUCUCGUGUUCUGUGCCACUCGGAAAGGGACGCAGCAGGCCGCAGCCACUCUGGUGAAAGAUGCCAGGUUCAUCAUGAACUCAGAGCACAAGAAAAGACUCAAUGCAUCGUCGACA